This is a messenger RNA of Aspergillus neoniger CBS 115656, 513 nucleotides long. RefSeq lists its product as uncharacterized. The record is from RefSeq and is a predicted model, not a curated record. Bases 1 to 357 code for a protein of 118 amino acids. The transcript is spliced from 3 exons. Lineage: Eukaryota; Fungi; Ascomycota; Eurotiomycetes; Eurotiales; Aspergillaceae.
AUGGUUGUGGUGGUGGUGUUGUGUGUAGCUGAAACGUACUGUAGAGGCUGUCAGUUGCAGUGCGGUCAACUGCCUGAGCUGGAACUGUCACAUGGCAACCAGCCAAAGGGGCCCGUGACCACAAGUUCACCAGAGGAGGUUGACUUUGAGACCAAUAUGUGGCACAAUACAAAGAGCCGUAGCUGGGACAAAUUAGAGACCGGCCCACUGGGACAUGAUCUGCAGAUCUACAAUGAUCUCCGCUGCAGAUAUACGGCUGGGGGUGCAGAAGCUUGGACGUGGCUUAUUGUGAUGGUUCAGCCAGCAAUCCCCAUUCUGGGUCUGAAUGCUCUAUUUCCGGAUUAUGGAGACAUCUAGGGUUUCGCGAAUCUAUAGUUGAAGAGCAGCCGAAAGAUUCGGGAGGGUUCGCGAGAACUUCCGUGGUACAGUGCGGAGGGGACGUGGGGAGAAAGAGAACAGCCCCUGGAACAAUAUAUUAGCUAAUAAUUAACGAGAGCCCAAGGAGCCCGAGAG